CCCAGGUGUACUGUAAAUAUUAAUAGUUUCCAGAUAUAAUGUACCCAGGUGUUCUCUCAUCUCACUACAUCAUCUUCUCAGCAAUAUUCUAUUGGCAGUUCAGAGAAACCAGGAGUAAGCAGGGAUUUCUAGAGUCAGACAAAUUCAUAGAAAAAGUUGUCCAGCAUGAGAUAGUUGUAAGGGAAGGAGAGGAUACAAGAAUACCUUGUGAAAUACAACCAGGAUCUCAGGAUAGGGAUUUUAAUGAUAUAUCUGACCGGCCUACUCUAAUUAUUUGGUACAAAAAAGACCAGCAUCUUCCAAUAUACAGUCUGGAUCUUAGAAGAUAUUCACAGGACUACAGAGGGGCACCAUGGAGAAAUAACGAUACCACAGAGCGUGGGGAAAUCCAUUACGAAGAGAAUGGUAAAGUGAGAAGGUCCCAUCUUUUCCUACCAACAGUUACCAGGGAGGACGGGGGUAAAUACAGGUGCAGAGUGGACUAUGUUCAAUAUCCAACAAGGAACAGUUGGGUAAAGCUAAAAGUUAUAGUCGGACCUAGUAAACCCCAACUGUUGGAUGGGUUGGGUCUGGAGGUAGUUGGCUCUGUUAUGGUUGGAUUAGGAGAACCUGUCUCUUUACUGUGUCAAACUAAGGGUAUACCAUUCCCUACAAUACUAUGGAAACUGAAGGGGAAUCCUCUUCAGCCGAUAUCCUACCAUACAGACACUCUAUCGGGAGUAGUACAGAGUAGGGUUAGAUUAGAACAGCAGCGUCAAGAACUAGAUGGAGCAAUUAUUCAAUGCGAAGCUUCAAAUAGUGACAGAGCAAGUGAGCCUGUAGUAAGCCAAGUAGUAGUCCGUGUUCUAGCUCCUCCUGCUAGCGUUCAAAUCUCCAGAUCAGAGGAAUUCUUUAACCUUGGACGCAGGUAUAAUGUAUCCUGUACUGUAUCUGGUCUGAAUAUAGAACCUGCUGUAUCAAUCAGUUUUCAGAACAAUCCUCUUUCAAUCCAAACCUUACAGGAAAGGAGUCUAGGAGAGUGGGUGGCUACAGCUGAGGUUUAUCCCACUCAAGGAGAUAUCCUGUUAGAGAGAACUCAGGGGUUUCAAUGGAACCAAGAUACCUUCUCCCCAAGCUCUAAUGAUGAUGAUGAUAAAAAAGAAUCUAUAGGAAGAUAUACAGAUCAGCAGAGUACAAGGCUAGAGUACCAUGUGGUGCCACAGGUUGGAGAGGAUAUUCAUGUGGUUGGAUGUCAAGGAUCUAACCCUCUUCUUCCUCAGAUUGUUCUUCACGAUCAAUGGAAUAUAUCAGUUCAUUAUGGACCUUAUGUGAAGCUUGAACUAGAAAACACAGAGAAGAUAAAGGAAGGAGACAAUAUUUUCCUAAACUGUCAAGUACUCUCCUACCCUCCCUACCAAACCAUACAGUGGAUACGACAGAAUGAGGACCUAGAAUAUCAGAUGGAAACUAAUGUAAUGAUAAGAGCUGACCGACUUUACAUUAGGAAUAUAACCCGAGAGCAAGGGGGGAAAUAUGUUUGCAGAGCCAGCAACAAAUUCUCAUCCCAAAGAUCUAAUAUUCUAGACAUUGAGAUUUCAGAGAGAUGGGUUUGGGAGGUUCGGGACUGUAAAACAGUAAAUCAAAGUUCUAGUUCAUUCCUCAUCGAUUGUUUAUGGUCAGGAGCUGAUCAGCAAAAAGAAACUGUUUUUAUAUUUGAGGUUAUGAAAUCUGGUACUAGGGAACUGAUCGCAAAUGUGAGCACUGAUGUCCCUUCUCUGUUUGUAUCUCAGCUUCCACCUUCCACUGACUUCAUUGUAACUGUCAGGAGUGGGAUGCCUGGUGCUGUCUACUUUUCUCCUAUUAGUAUGGAAACCUUUACUCUAAGAUCUGAAGAACAGCUAGCAACCACUACUAGAAUAUCUAACCCAGGGUAUAUAAGGUUUUUACCAAUGGUUGGAAUACUGCUAGGUCUACUCCUAAUCCUCUCAGUUUUACCUAUCUCAGUUCAUCUUCUUGUCAAGCAUAGAGAUAUCUCAAAUCUACAACGCCAGGGUAUGAGAGGACUAGAGGAUGAUGGAGGCCUGCUGUUAAGAACAAUGGAGACUACCCCAGGAACUCCUUCAUGUACCCUAUCUACUCCAUCCUCUUGUAUGCACCUAACAACCCAUUCAACUCAACCCAACACAAUACAUACUAAUCAUUUAGUUCAUCAACAGAGGAUACCAUCAAACAGUAACACAAUAGAUUUAACAGAUGAAGGCUCAUCAACAACUCAUCAGCUGUUAUCAUCCUAUCUUUCAUCAUCUAGUAUAGAGGAGAGACCUAUACCUCCUCCACCUUCAUACUCAACCCCAGUACCUUUGUCAUUAUCAUCAUCUUCAUCAUCAUCAUAUCCAACAUCUGUUUCUCCACCGGAGCAUUUUCAGAGCACUGGUUCCACCUCUUUGUCUUCCAAGAGUAACCUAAAACCAAUGGAGUCUUCCUCUCUACCUAUCUCAACCCCUGAGGAAUACUGUAGUCCUUUACCCAACCCUAACACCUUUACACCUGUAGUAGUGAGGACCAGUAGUCUUGAAAAUAUUAAUUCUCCAAAAACAAAAACAACCUUUUAUACUUAUCAAACUAUGGAUAGGAAACCGUUGCCAACAAUUCAAGUUUUUCAAGAUGUUGGAAGGGGUGAACGUGUUCAAUCUGGUCUAAAGAGUAUAUUAAAGGAAAGACACAGCUGUGGAAGAGAAAAAAGUUUAAUGGCAGACCAAAACUGUUGAUACAGAACCAGUAUUUAGUAUUAUGGAGUGCAACUGAAAAGAAUACAAGCAUGUACUAUAUCAUUUAACAGUGUACAUGAUACAGAAUCAGUACACUGUAUCACUGAGGAGUGAACAGGAUACAGCUAAGCAUUUCACUGUAUCAUUGAGCAGUAAACGUGAUACAAAAGUAUUGUGCUAUAUCUUUGAGCGGUGCAGAUAAUACAGAAGCAGCGCACUGUAUCAUUUAGCAGAGUAAGGAUGCAGACACAGUGUACUACUGUAUCAUCUAGCUGUGUACUGUAUCACUGAGCAGUGUACAGGACACCGAAGCAGUGUGCUGUAUCAUUGAGCAGUGUACAGGAUACAGAAUCAGUGUACUUGAUAUAAAAUCCGUACACUAUAUCAAUGCUCAGUGUUCCUUAUACAGAAGGAGUGCCAGUGCAUCGUAUCAUUAAGCAGUGUACUGUAUCAUUAAGCAAUCACAUGAUACAAAAGGAAGAAAUUGUAAAGAAAAGAAAACAUUACACAGGAUAAAAUGCAUGUGGUAUAUGAAUAUGAUACACUGUACAAUGUGUACCAUACAAUAUACACCGUAUAUUGCAUACUGUACACUGUACACUUUAUACUGUACAAGUGAGACAAAAAAAAAAUAAGAAACAUACCCCAUUUUUUUC
Molecule: messenger RNA, 3403 nt
Organism: Eurytemora carolleeae
Lineage: Eukaryota; Metazoa; Arthropoda; Copepoda; Calanoida; Temoridae
Exons: 25
Coding region: 39-2747 (902 amino acids)
Source: RefSeq, a predicted model, not a curated record